This is a messenger RNA of Anopheles arabiensis, 6498 nucleotides long. RefSeq names its product Down syndrome cell adhesion molecule-like protein Dscam2. Gene Ontology annotation, biological process: axon guidance; cell-cell adhesion. Gene Ontology annotation, molecular function: protein binding. Lineage: Eukaryota; Metazoa; Arthropoda; Insecta; Diptera; Culicidae. Gene Ontology annotation, cellular component: plasma membrane; axon. The record is from RefSeq and is a predicted model, not a curated record.
UCGUUGUGUCGUUCGGUUAGAGAAAGGAAAGCAAUGCGCUCGGCUUGAGUGACCCCAGUUGCCAAGCCAACGGACGCGGGAAACGGGUCCAGGGUUUCCGCUACACCAGCAGCCAGGCAAUGCGGUUGGCGUCGUAGGGUGAUCGGCAACCCUCCCAGGAUAUAGCAGCUUGCGGCAACUCGACCACUUAACAAGGGUACACGCGUCCCGUAUCGUCUGUGCCAGGCGAAGACGAAACAGAAAGUUGGCUCUAUUUGAGUUGCUUCUUGUAUUCGUUCGGUAAAGUCCGAGGCUAGUGAAAUUGAAAAGGAUUUUGCAAGCUUGUGAAGCAGUGGUAGUGAGCGGUUGGUAGCGCAAGUAAAAAAUACGACAAAAACACACACCAUGUGGUUGCGCUCGUUCAUUUCCACCAAACUCCUUGCCGGUACUGCAAUGGAGCUACGUAGGCAUCAGCCAAAGCGUGAGCAUUGCAUCGUGUCAGUUACUGUUCCUGUUAGUGUGGAGGUAUAAAAGAAGUUUUACCAAAGUGUGUUGCGGCAUGUUUAGGCGGGAAUGAUUGCAUCCUGAAGCAGAGUGCAUAAUAUGCUGGAAACGGUGCAAAACGCAUAAUGCAAUUAAGAAAAUCAAAUGCUCAUACUGUGUAAUGUGCGAAAAUGUAAGCUCUUUCGAUAAGUUAGUAAAGUGAAUCUAAUGCACGAUUGUGUGAAAUUAGGCAAGGUCUGUGCUAAAGUAUUUGCAAGCUAAAUAUAGCAAAUAAAUGAAACCCUUGCCAGUAUGCAAAGUUAAUGUUUUCGGCUUGGGCACAUCGAUCAUUACUAGUGUCCGGUAAAGUGACAUCACACGAUUCGAAUCAUUGUGUAUCUGUUAGGUGCAUUGCCUUGGAACGUUCGCGUGGAAGCGGACCCACCGAGGAAAACACCUUCCGCUUUCGGUUCCCCUUGUCCACCAGACGAAAUUUGCAGUGAAAAAUAAGUGAAGCAAGAAGUGUGUGCAGUAGUGUUUGCGUGUAUGUAAAUGUGUAUGUGCUAGUGGGAGAAUAUAGUACAUGAUUGCAGUUUCCGUGAACGUGUACGUGUGUGAGUGUAUGUGUGCUUGUACAAGUGAACGUGUUAGUAAAACGGUGUAUCCCACAUUCAUCCCAAAUACUGCUUGCCAGUAAGUACAAUGCAGGUGGAUGCACAAUGUUGUUUCGUGCUGAUUGCAAUACCAGCAGAGGGAAACGAUUGGAAUGUGUGCAGUGUGUGAAUAUGGCCAGUUGAAGCCUAAACCUUUGAUGACGUAUGACCGAGAUGCACGAUUGUAUCGAGUGUGAUAUUAUUUAGAGUGUGCUCACCAGUGAGCUGGUGAAAGAAUAAGAUAAAAGAUUGGAGAAUAAUCUAAAGGAAUUUUUACACUGAAAGUGACGGAAUAAGCAUGGCAUGUACCAACAGGAUGUGGAAUAACCGAGCAUCGCUAAUGUUGUUUUUCUUCGUUUUAUGGAUAAGCGGGGAACUGACAGCGGCUUUCGAUUCUCAUCUUCGGGGGCCGUCAUUUGUGAUGGAACCACCGUCGCGCCUCGAGUUCUCCAACUCUUCCGGUGGCUGGCUGGACUGUUCUGCCUCAGGAAGUCCACAGCCCUCUAUCGACUGGCUAUCGGUGGAUGGGACAUCCGUCGGUGAUGUCGGAGGUGUUCGGCGAGUUCUGCGGAACGGGACACUAGUACUGCUGCCGUUUUCCGCCACUGCCUACCGGCAAGACAUCCAUAGUACAAUCUAUCGAUGCGUAGCGUCGAACACGGUCGGACGGGUCAUCUCACGCGAUGUGCAGGUCCGAGCAGUGGUUGCUCAAGCAUACAAAGUUGACGUUGAGGUGUUGGCAGCUUCCCGCGGCUGUACCGCGAUCCUGCGUUGUGUAGUGCCUAAUUUUGUUAAGGAGUUAGUACGGGUUGUCUCCUGGGUGCAGGAGCCGGCGUUUUACAUUUAUCCGUCGCUGCAAGGAGAUGGCAAGUACCACCUGCUACCGACGGGAGAGCUGCUGAUACACAAUUUAGAGUAUAACGAUCGCUACCCAUCCUACCGGUGUCGGACGAUGCAUAAACUCACGAGGCAGGUUGUCACAAGCAAUUCGGCUAAGAUACGGAUGAACGAACAACGAGGAAUAGUUUCGCCAAGUGUCGUCGAGCAUACGUCGCACGUCGCCGUGUCACAGGACGAAGGAGCUGUGCUGCUGUGUGUCGCUCAAGGUUGUCCAUCGCCAGAGUACCGAUGGUACACACACAACGGUCCCGAACCGAUUCCCGUAUCCUCCGGACCUCGGAUACGAUUGCUCGGUCCGGUGCUGGCAAUCGAAGCCGUCACCGCCGAGGACGGUGGAGUUUACAAAUGUUCUGCGUCGAAUGCCGGCGGUGAAGCGAGUGCCGAUCUGCGACUAACCGUGUCCACGCCGAUUCACGUGGAAAUCACUCCAAAUGUGCUCAGUGUACACAUGGGUGGUACGGCGGAGUUUCGCUGCCUGGUCACUGCCAACGGAAUGUCGGCGGGCCCGCAGCACAUAACCUGGUUUAAAGAUGGCCGCCAGCUGCCCAGUUCCGGGCGUGUGGGCGAUACACUGCAGGUGACCGGAGUGACGCGCGAAGACAAGGGCAUGUAUCAGUGUGUAGUGCGUCGCCAGGAAGGGGAUUCCUUCCAAGCAUCAGCCGAAUUGCAACUAGGAGACGCACCCCCGUCAUUGGUGUAUAGCUUCAUCGAACAAACGCUGCAGCCUGGACCAGCUGUUUCGCUCAAAUGUUCGGCACAAGGCAACCCGACGCCACAAAUCGCCUGGACGCUGGAUGGAUUUCCGCUACCAACAAACGGCAGGUUCAUGAUUGGCCAGUAUGUAACCGUACACGGGGACGUCAUCAGUCACGUAAAUAUCAGCCACGUGAUGGUGGAAGACGGCGGCGAAUACUCGUGUGCCGCGGAAAACCGUGCCGGAAAGACAUCUCAUUCCGCAAGGCUCAACAUUUACGGAUUACCGUACAUUCGCCUAAUACCGAAAGUCACCGCCGUAGCCGGGCAUACCUUAUACCUGAAGUGCCCGGUAGCGGGCUAUCCGAUCGAGGAAAUUCACUGGGAGCGGGGCGGCCGCGAGCUGCCGGAGGAUAUGCGCCAGAAGGUGCAGUCAGACGGCACGCUCGAGAUCAAGGAGGUGCAGAAAUCACUCGACUCCGGUGUCUACACGUGCUGGGCACGGAACAAACAGGGGCACAGUGCGCGACGCAGCGGCGAAGUAGCGGUCAUAGUGCCGCCUAAGUUGAACCCGUUCCACUCGUCCAUCCUUUCGCUGAACGUUGGCGAUCGGGCUUCGAUCACCUGUUCCGUCAUCAAGGGCGACAUACCGCUCACCAUCACCUGGCGCAAGGACGGUCGUCCGAUCGAUCACCAGCGCAUGUCCGUGACACAGGUCGACCAGUACAACUCCAUCCUGCUGAUCGAGAAUCUGACCGCCGAUCAUACCGGCAACUAUUCAUGCGUUGUACGCAACACUGCCGCCGAAACGGAAGGCCAUCAGUCGCUGCUGGUUAAUGUUCCACCCCGUUGGGUAGUCGAGCCGACGGACGUGAGUGUCGAACGGAACCGUCACAUUAUGCUUCACUGCCAGGCUCAGGGAGUACCGGUACCGACGAUUCUUUGGAAGAAAGCAACAGGAAGUAAAUCCGGUGACUACGAAGAGGUGCGGGAGCGACCGUACACGAAGCUACUGGCGAACGGGUCGCUAUUGCUGCAGCACGUCAAGGAAGACAGAGAAGGAUUUUACCUUUGCCAGGCAAACAACGGCAUUGGUACCGGAAUCGGGAAAGUUAUACAGCUUAAAGUGAACUCCUCUCCCUACUUUGCUGGACAAUCCAAGAUGGUCACGGUGAAGAAGGGCGACACAGCCAUCAUGCAGUGUGAGGUGAAGGGUGACAAACCGAUAAAUGUUGUUUGGCUGCGCAAUGGAAAACACGAGCUCAACCCAUCCACGAAUUAUCGCGUCUCGAUUAAGCAAGACGCUACGCCGGAGGGCAUCUCGGCCGAGGUGCAAAUAUCGAACGUAGAUAGCAGCGACAGUGGAGCAUACUUCUGCCAGGCCAGCAAUCUGUACGGGCGAGAUCAGCAGCUGGUUCAGCUACAGGUACAAGAGCCACCCCAACCACCGUCCUCGCUUGAGGCCGCUACGGUUUCGAGCAGAGUGGUGAACCUAAAGUGGCAGCCGCGCGGUGGUGACGCGGCAGAAGUUUCCAAGUACAUCGUUGAGUAUCGCGAGAUUGACCGACAGUGGCAGUACAUCGAGAUAUCUGAUCCGCCCGCCUAUUCAACUAUCAUCGAGAACCUAAAACCAGCGACCAACUAUGUGUUCAGAAUAAUUGCCGAGGGUCCAGCUGGUCGGAGCUCGCCGAGUCAGGAAUUGUUCAUUAAAACCGAUCCGCAACGACCGGCCGGACCACCGCUCAAUCUCGGCGCUCGACCAAUUUCUUCCACCGAGAUACUGAUCACCUGGAUGCCACCGUCGUACGAGCUGCGGCACGGUGAAAUACAGGGCUACAACAUCGGUUACCGUUCGAUGCAUGCCACGACAAACAGUUACAACUUCACCUCUAUCUCGGGCGAUGGGGAGGAUGGCACUGGAGAGUUACUGCUGGGUAAUUUGGCCAAGUACACGCGGUACACGAUCGUUGCGCAAGCGUUCAAUCAAGUCGGACCGGGACCUCUGUCCGAACCGGUCACCGCACAAACGAUGGAAGACGUUCCAAGCAAACCGCCGGAAGACAUUCGCUGUAUGGCGCAGAGCUCCACAUCGAUCCAGGUGUCUUGGCAGCCACCGCAAGCGCACCACACGAACGGGCUUCUGCAGGGGUACAAGGUGUUCUACGAGUGUGCUACCGAAGAUGCGAUCAGCAGUGGCGAGAUGGAGACGCGCAAGACCACCUCCUUAACGAUACACCUGUCCAACCUGCGCAAGUUCUCCAACUACAGCAUUCAAGUGUUGGCGUACACGCGCAUGGGUGACGGUGUGAUCUCUCCACCCUCCUUCUGUCACACCGACGAAGAUGCGCCCGAGGCACCGGCCGAUAUCAAAAUUGCCAUCAGCUCACCAUCGUCGCUGUACGUGUCGUGGCUUCCACCGCGAGACCCAAAUGGCAUCAUAACCAAGUACAACCUCUACAUGCGGGCUGUUAACGGAAGGGAGGAGCUGAACAACGACAAGCGAAACCUUCAAGCGCACCAGCACCACUUCGAAGCGAAGCAGCUACAAAGCCACACCGAGUACCAGUUCUGGGUGUCCGCUUCCACCCGGGUCGGUGAGGGUAAAAGCUCACGCGUCGUUUCACAGCUCACGUCAAACCGCGUACCGGCAAAGAUCGUCUCAUUCGGUGGGCUCACCAUUCGACCGUGGAAAUCGUCCGCCUCCCUAAACUGCAUGGCAGUGGGACAACCGAGGCGCGAGUGGUUCAAGGGUGACACAUUGCUACGUCCCGGUACGCAACAUAACAUUCAGCUGCUCGAUUCAGGCGAGAUUAUCGUGACAAUGUUGCAAACAAGCGACACCGGUAAUUACACCUGCCAGGUUGACAAUGGUAUCGGUACGGAUCGGCUUACGCACAAUCUGCUAGUACAAGUUCCUCCCGGGCCGCCGGUACUGUACGUCACCAGUGCGACUUCCAGCAGCAUUCUACUGCACUGGAAGAUUGGAUCGACGGGCAACGCACCGAUCACGGCGUUCUCGCUCCAUUACCGGCGAGUACACGGAAAUCUCGAGGAGAUGCAACUGUCGCGCCAUGCAUCCAGCCAUGAUCUGAAGGGCCUGUUCUGUGGCAGUACCUAUCAGGUAUACCUGGUGGCACACAACAAGAUCGGAUCGUCCUCCGCCAGCACCACACUAAACGUCAAAACUCAAGGGCAACCUCCGGGCAUUCCACCCGACUCCGUACUGAUAGCGCCAAAUUCAACGUCCGUGGUGCUACGACUGAAUGGGUGGCCGGACAACGGUUGUCCCAUUAUGUACUUCGUGCUGCAGUACCGAUCCGUAUCGACAGGGCUGGAUGACGAGUGGCAUCUGGUGUCGAAUGCGCUCAAGCCGCAGCGACGCUUCACCCCCGGACUGUUGCCAUCCACGAUGUACCGGCUCAAGAUGGAGGCGCACAAUGUAGCCGGUUCGACCAAUGCCGAGUAUACGUUCUGGACGCUCACAAAAGACGGAGACCCACCACCACCAGAACUAGUACAAAGAGGAUAUCGUUCUCAAAUUUUUUAUAACAAUAUUCAACUUCUGAUACCGAUCAUCAUCACCAUCACCGCCACAAUCAUUUGCAUUGCUUUCACAGUGGUUUGUUACAAAUACCGCCAAAGAGGCCGUCAGCGAAAAGACACAAUGGAAAGCCAGCAAACUACUGAUGCACAGCGGGAUCGAUAUUACGCAACAAUUCAUAAGGUAGCACUGCAGGCCGGUGACAAAAUACCUGGUAAGUAUGAACUUUCGUGACGGAAAAUGAACUUU